AGCAUCAUGUGCUCUGUUCUGGAGAAUGUUUUUUAUUGUAUCAGUGACAAUUGCUCAGUACUGUCACUACCUUUAUUUCAUAAGACAUAUGUAUACCGCCACACUUGGGGAAUUCAUGGAUUGUCUAUCUAUCGUCUUGGCACAUUCCAAGGUGCUUUUUAAGUGCGUUGUGUUUUGGAUAAAUCAGCGAAAAUUCAUCGAAGUCUUGACAAUAAUGCGGGAGGAUUGGAGUGAUUGCGCUAAUGACGCCAUCAGCACACGCGAGACAACGAGCGAAGCAAAAGCGUCGGAACGUAUUACAAAUUUAAUACUCAUUCUUCAUACAAUAACAGUGUCUACCUUCGGCAUUGGUGUCCUUCUGGCCGACGUCGAUGUCACUAAUACAACGGAGUUACCCUUCAUGACUAAGAUAGAAAUUCCCUUCGACAUAGACACGCAACGCACAUACAAAUGUAUUGUUAUGACGGAAUUCUUUUGUAUGUUUAUGUGGGCCUGGUCAUCUGGUGCAAUGAAUUCUUUAUUAUUAAUUCUAGAAUGGGAUCUUUAUUUUCAGACCUUUCAUGUAGCUGGCCAAAUCAAUAUUGUGCGUUGCUGGUUAACGCAGCUUGCACCCUCCAAAGUUGAUAGCAAAAAUGACACGAUCGCUAUCGCAAUGGCUAAAAUUAUUCAAAAACAUAAAAAGAUUAUACGUUUAUCGGAAAAUAUUGAAAGCCUUUUUACAAACAUUGCGUUAAUGCUAUUUGUAUCAAACUCGAUAAUGAUUUGUUUGUCAGCUUUCCAGGUUGUAAUGGCAAUUGGCAGCGUUAACGCAACACAACAAAUAGUGAAAUCUGUUUUUUUUUACAUUAUAACAAACCUCGAAGCCUAUAUAUUCUGUUAUGCUGGAGAACAUGUAAAAAACAAGAGUAAAGAAAUUAGUUUUGCGGCGUACGAUUCUGCAUGGUAUGAUAUGAAAGCUGAAAACAGUCAUGUCCUGUUAUUUAUCAUAUUACGAUCACAAAAACAACUAACGCUUACAGCUGGAAAGAUGAUGGAAUUAUCGUUAAAAACUUUUACAAGUAUUAUGAAUGCUUCGGGGUCAUAUCUAUCAAUGCUAUUGGCGAUGCAAUGAACACUAGAUGAAUUUUUUAGCAACAGUUGAAACGUGUUAUGUGUUAUUCAUACAUCAGUAGUUUUAGAAAUUCACGUUGU
Molecule: messenger RNA, 1191 nt
Organism: Wasmannia auropunctata (little fire ant)
Lineage: Eukaryota; Metazoa; Arthropoda; Insecta; Hymenoptera; Formicidae
Product: odorant receptor 4-like
Exons: 6
Coding region: 26-1111 (361 amino acids)
Biological process (GO): detection of chemical stimulus involved in sensory perception of smell; sensory perception of smell
Cellular component (GO): plasma membrane
Molecular function (GO): odorant binding; olfactory receptor activity
Source: RefSeq, a predicted model, not a curated record